ACCGCCCCGCCGCGCCGCGCCGCGCCGCAGCUGUCAGACGGUGCUGGCGUCUCGCCGGAUGGACGCGGGUCCUUCUUGCUUCUCCGUUCCAGCCGGUGAGCCCCGGCCUCGGUUGGUCCUCACCGUGUGAAGGAUGAACAAACAAGACAUGGCGGACGAAGCUCUCUUUCAGUUGCUUCACACCGAGAUGGUUUCUUACGUUUAUAAAUGGGCGGAACAGGGAGAGAUGUUUCAAAAUAACAAAAAGGGAAAAGGGCCCGAAGCAAAAGUUUGGCCACCCUGCAUGGAAAGUGGAAGAUAUGUCACCAAGCUGGAAAACAUGGGAUUCCGAGUAGGCCAAGGACUAAUAGAAAGGUUCACUAAAGAUACAGCACGAUUCAAGGAUGAAUUGGAUGUUAUGAAGUUUAUUUGUAAAGACUUCUGGACAAGUGUAUUUAAAAAGCAGAUCGACAAUCUUCGGACCAACCAUCAGGGUAUUUAUGUACUUCAAGACAACAAGUUCCGGCUCUUGACUCAGAUGUCUGCAGGGAAGCAGUAUCUAGAACAUGCACCCAAGUAUUUGGCAUUUACUUGUGGGUUGGUUCGAGGUGCCUUAUCGAACUUGGGAAUUAAAAGUAUCGUGACAGUAGAAGUUACUACAAUGCCAGCAUGCAAAUUCCAAGUAAUGAUACAAAAGAUAUAGGAAGUUAUUGUCAAAGGUGCUGCUAUUGUUGGUAAACAUUAUUUACAAUAUCGAAGUGUUAUUCUGUAAAAUGGCAUUGUGAUGUUUUGUUUACAUGUAUGUUUAGGCAUUAAAAGAGACUUUUAUAAUAAACUUAUUAUAGUAAUGCUAACUGGUAUUACUGGAAUAAAAAUCCACUUCAAAUUAGAAUAAUGGAAUUUGAGUCCUAGUCACAUAUUGUAAGUAUUAUUAUGGAUGAAGUGAAGUUCUUCAGUGUUCAAACUGAAAAAGGAAUGUUGUUUCACUUAAACUCCAAUUAUGAUCUAUAUGUGCUGAAAUUCAAGACAAAAUGUUGGAAACAAGUGUGUUCUGUUGGUGUUCUAGAAGGUCUCUGAUUAUUUAAAUAUACUUGUUUCUUAUUUUCAUCGUAUUUUCUAUUUUGUGACCAAGUACGCUGAUUUAGUAUCUGUGCAUUUGUUACAAUUUGGGUAUUAAAAAAGUGGAAUGGUUUUUAUACACACCUCUGCAAAAUGAGUGUAAAAAUGUUGGUAAGAGCAUUACCUUUGUGAGUUGUGCACAGAGAGGACUAUAUUGUGUUUGAUAUCUCCAUGUAGAAACUGUCAAAUUAAAAUUUUUUGCCUGUGCCACUGUUAUUGUAUUUUCCCUAGGGACUUGUAUUCACAGAAAUAGGGUAUUUAACUUGACUAUGAAUGUUGGGGAAAUGAUUAAAAUUGACCUGAAUAAAUUAUUUCAUAAAGAAUUAAGAUCUAAAAAAUGGGCAGAGGGAGGAAAGAAUAAUUAUUUGUUGCACAGACUUGCAGUAGAAUAUGUGAGUAUGAACGUUAUUUGGGUGUUCUGCCACGAAUAAAAUUUUUGCUGAUGUGUGACCUAAUUCCACAUACUUAACUAACCAAGUUUUGAAUUCAAAAUACCUGCCCAUUAUCCCUUCCGGUCAGUCAAUUAAUGUAUUUUAAAAGUUAAUAUACUGUUAACUAAAUGCUUGUAAUAACUCCCUCUACAGUUAUAAAUCCUUUCUUAGAUCUCUAUGCUGCUGAGUUGGUGCUGCCCGAUUUGCCGUUAUAUCUUCAUUUUGGAAUGAUUCCACCUUCUGUUUUUUUCACAUUGACUCUGUACUGCCAACCACAUUUACAAAAUUUUUUCUUGCUAUUUGGCUAAGGAACCAUUAUUUAGGUCUCACAUUCUACCUUGUCUAUCUGCUGUAUUGUUUUUACUCAUUUAAAUUACUUUACAUCAAGCUUUCACUUUAUCUGCAGUAUCUAACAUGAUGAUUAUAUUACUCCUAUGCUUUUUGUUAUAUUUGCACCUAAUUACAUCAACUUUCUCCAUUUGCCUCCUCCAUCUCAUUUACUGGUUAAAAUUCCUUGUGUCGUCAGUGUCCCAUUUACUCAAUAAUAAAAUGAGAUGGAGAACAAAGAUGUGUUGAAUACAGGCCAUCGAAUGCACCUACAUUUUGGACAUACAAUCUGCUCUCCCAUGCCUUGGACCAUAAUGUACAUACAGAUAACUAAAAAAAUAAAAAUAGGUAAUAUUGCCUCAAAUUUCUACAAUCUUGCACUCAAGGCAAAACAAACCUUUUUCCCUCUACAGAUUUCCAUUCAAAUCUGUAGUUAUAGUCUGAAUUUUAACAAAUACAAUUACUUCUAUUAUUUAAUUUUGUACCUCUUUGGUGUUGAAAGUACGCACUGCUAUUCAGGUAAUCACUGUCAAUUAGCUUGUUUCCAUUAAAUUAAGUUCAAAAUUUAAACUCCAAAUGUUAAAGUUUUAUUUUUCUUUCUGCCCAUUACGUAUGAGAACUCCACACAAAUUUUCCAAUGUAAAUAACUUAUCACAAAUAUGACCAGCAAAUAUUUCAUAUACAAGUUUGAUUAAAACUUUCUACCUCCAAUGUUGAGUUCAAUUCUAUAUAAUCUACCAACUUCUACUAAAUUCCAUAAUAGAUUCUGAUAUGUCUUGCAUUGGUCUAAUAAAAGUAUUGUUUUCCAGCAUCCAAGUUAUUUGUUCAUCUGAUGCAAAUAUGUUUUUGGAAGGAGGAUUUGUAUUCUAUUACAGAAUUCUAUUCUGACUGCUUGUACUUCUCUGAACCACAUUUAACUUUACACAUACUGGAUGCAUGUUUAAGAGCUUUGUUUUGGAAAAUAAAUUGAAAACAGGAUAUGUUUAGGUACAUGGGUCAGGAAGCAUACUGCAACAAAUUUGUUUCAAAAUAAAAGUUUGAAUAAAAUACCUUAAAAAUGUUUCAUUGUAUUGUAAUCAUAUUUAUUUAAAAAACACAGCAUUAAAGGAGAUAAUGGAAUGGACUACAUGGUUAGAAAGAUGUAUUAUGAGGUUAGUUUUAAAGGCUGAUUAAGUAUUGCCUGAAUUAAAAUUAUUGUUAACAAAUAACUAACUUCCUAACCCCAGCAUUAAUC
Messenger RNA from Mobula hypostoma (lesser devil ray), 3090 nucleotides. RefSeq names its product trafficking protein particle complex subunit 6B (gene trappc6b). Lineage: Eukaryota; Metazoa; Chordata; Chondrichthyes; Myliobatiformes; Myliobatidae. Bases 134 to 682 code for a protein of 182 amino acids. The record is from RefSeq and is a predicted model, not a curated record. Gene Ontology annotation, biological process: endoplasmic reticulum to Golgi vesicle-mediated transport; regulation of GTPase activity. Gene Ontology annotation, cellular component: trans-Golgi network; cis-Golgi network; TRAPP complex. The transcript is spliced from 7 exons.